Oryzias melastigma (Indian medaka) is the source of this 3093-nucleotide messenger RNA. RefSeq names its product gastrula zinc finger protein XlCGF57.1-like. The record is from RefSeq and is a predicted model, not a curated record. Gene Ontology annotation, molecular function: RNA polymerase II cis-regulatory region sequence-specific DNA binding; DNA-binding transcription factor activity. Bases 1174 to 2916 code for a protein of 580 amino acids. Gene Ontology annotation, biological process: regulation of transcription by RNA polymerase II. NCBI's taxonomy places the organism in Eukaryota, Metazoa, Chordata, Actinopteri, Beloniformes, Adrianichthyidae. The transcript has a single exon.
GGAGAUGCUAAAACAGUCCAUAAAGUAAACCAGUAAAUAGAGAAUCCUCUCCUGUCGUGGUUCUUUAGACGUUGGAGAGCUUUAGCUGCUCACACAGAUCUUAUAGACAUCUGGAUCUUUUAGCUCUUUAGGUCGUUUUUGUUGUUUUAUUUAACUUAUCAGAUGUUAAACUCCUAACUACACACUUUCUUCACUUCUCAGACAUACAUGGACAUUUUUAAAUCCAGGAUUAUAGAAUGGAAACUAAGAUAUGAUCGCAAUCACAUAUUUAUGUGAAUCUCAGGAUCUGCAUGUUUCAGCACACCAGACUGAGCAUGGAGGAGAGUGACAAAGUCUCCAGCCAAUCAGGAUGCAGAACAGGAUGCGCUGCUUAAAAAAAAAAGCAGCUACAUGAUUGCAGGUAGAGCAGGUAAACUGUAAUGUGGCUGUAGAAGACUGUAUUUUGUUCUCUUUGACAGAUAUUUGGGAGUGUUCACAUAGAGGUGCAGUAGAAGGGUGGAAUAAAAAGCCACGUUGAGGGUCUCAAUCAUGUGGCCAGGGGUCUGAGAGUUUUUUGGGGCUGGUCCAAAUGAGGAGGCAGGCCGAAUACUGCCCAGAGAUAAUAGUUUGGGGAUCACUGAUGUAGGGGAUCAGAAAACUCACGGUUCAGAUCAUGUCACGGUUUGGAUCAUUUUUCGGAUCAGGAAAAGUAAAAAAAAGGGGGGGGUGUAGGGUGAAACGGCAAAAAACCAGAAGAUAAAGGUUAAAUAUAUUUUUGGAAAUGAUUCAAAUUAUGUAUUUAGUAACCAUAUAAAGUACUUGUUAGGUUUAAAAAACCUGAAACAUUUCUCUGAAAGGAAGACAAGAGAGGGGUCAGUUCUUUAAUCAGAUUUUACUUGCAAUAGGAGAACAGACAGAGAAUGUUCAAACCAGUCUCCACCCGCUCUGAAGAUCUUGGUCCAGGCUUUCCAUUUUUAUACACUUUCAGGGGCUGUCUUAGUUAUAUUUACAUUUGCUGCUCUAAAGGUGUGGAAGGGAAAACAGCCUCAAACUGGUUCUACUAUCAUUAUUGUCUUAGUUCAAUGCAAUAGGUCUGCGUCAGCAUCUUUGAGUAUCUGUAACAUUUCAGCCUCCAGACAGCCUUCAGCUUAGGAUGACUGCAACCUUCCAGACACCAGCUGAGCACGACCUCAAAUGAGCAGAAAGAGAAAAGAGGUUAAAAUCAUGCAAAGCAAAUAUGAGAGAAAUGGAUGUACAACCCUAUCAGUACUUUACACACAAUAUUUAUAUCAUCAAACCCACUCAGAGAAGAAAACAGUGAAAGGCAAGUUUGGGGACCCCUGCUUUAAAAUGAAUUAUUUUUGUGUUUGUUUCCCUGCAGUCCUCUCUCAGCAUUGGGCAACUGAAGAGGAAGAUCUCUGCAACCAGCAGAGGAACUUCAGAGAGGAACAAGAGGAUCUAGAACCUCCACAGACUAAAGAGGAACUGAAGGAACCAGAACCUCCACAGAUCAAAGAGGAACAGGCGGAAACAGAACCUCCACAGAUUAAGGAGGAACAGGAUAAACCAGAGCCUCCACAGAUUGAAAUAAAACAGGAGGAACCAGAAACUCCACAGAUCGAAAUAAAACAGGAGGAACCAGAAACUCCACAGACUAAAGAGGAACUGAAGGAACCAGAACUUCCAUGGGUUAAAGAGGAGCAACAACACAUCUGCGUCAGUCAGGAUGAAGAGCACCUUGAUCUAAAGCAGGAGAUUGAUAUCUUGAUGGAGAUUCCUUCUUAUGAGGAAAAUACUUGCAGUGAAGCAGAUCUAAACAAACAAAAGAGCUUCAGUGUAACUGAGAGUCAGGAAGAAGAAGGAAACAAACAUGAAGAAUCAACAUCAACUACAGAUGGAGAGACAGAGCCACAGAACAGAGAUCAGAGAAAGAAAAGAGACAGAAGUCAUGUCCAAAGUGUGGCCAGCUCUCACAUGUCAGAAAGUCAGUGUGGCUCUGAUGUUAGAAAAAAAUCCAAGAAGGAAACUUCAGUAGAAAAGCACAAACACUCUCCAAAAGAAAAGAGACUUUCCUCUGUUAAGUCUGGUAAAGGAAAAAUCAUUUCACACAAUGUGUCUGCCCACAUGAGAGCCGAGUCUGAUGGAAGACCUCAUGUCUGCAAAGAAUGUGGUAAAAGUUUUAGUUACUUGUCCCAGUUAAAAUCUCAUAUGAGAAACCACACAAGAAAGAAGCCUUUUAGUUGUCAAGAAUGUAAUAGAAGUUUUAUUUAUAUAGGUGAUUUUAGAAGACACAUAAGAACUCAUACCGGAGAGAAGCCUUUUAGUUGUCAAGAAUGCGAUAAAAGUUUUAUUCAUAUUGGUGAUCUUAGAAGACACAUAAGAACUCAUACGGGAGAAAAGCCUUUUUGUUGUCAAGAAUGUGAUAAAAGUUUUAGUGACCGAUCUGGUUUGAGGAGACAUGUGAGAAUUCAUACAGGAGAGAAGCCUUUUUGUUGCCAAAAAUGUGAUAAAAGUUUUAGUCAUAUAUCUAAUUUCAAAACGCACAUGAGAACUCACACAGGAGAGAAGCCUUUUUGUUGUCACGAAUGUGAUAAACAUUUUAGUUAUAUAUCUCAACUCAAUAUACACAUGAGAACUCACACAGGAGAAAAGCCUUUUCAUUGUGAAGAAUGUGAUAAAAGUUUUAGUCAUGUAUCUAAUCUCAAGACUCAUAUGAGAACUCAUACAGGAGAAAAGCCUUUUUGCUGUCAAGUCUGUAAUAAAAGUUUUAGUGACCGAUCUGGUUUCAGUAGACACGUGAGAAUUCAUACCAGAGAGAAGCCUUUUUGUUGCCAAGAAUGUGAUAAAAGUUUUAUACAAAUAUCUGAUCUUAAAAAACACACAAGAAUUCAUACCGGAGAGAAGCCUUUUUGUUACAAGUUUCCGUCAAAUGUCUAAUACACACAUGAGGACUCACACAGGAGACGUUUUGUUGUGAAGAAUGUGAUCAAAGUUUUUAUCCUGCCUUUGGCCUCCCCAUGGCACACGACAAUUACCACAAAAGCAUAGGAAAUGACUGAGUUCAAUUAAAAUUUGAUUCAAGAUAACUUUAUCAGCGGGCUGCACGGUGGCGCA